AUGUCGGUCGAAAGAUCCCUCGAGUCGCUCGGGUUGAGCAGUGGCGACCCCGAAGAAAUCUUUGACAUCCACUCGCGGGAAGGAGCUGGAGCGUUCGGCCAAGUGUUUCGAGCGAGUUACCGCAGUACGCGUAAAGAAGCUGCGCUCAAGGUCAUCCAGAUCGCAUUGAAACCCGGCCAGUACGGCGAAGACGUCGACAACGUCCGUCGUGAAAUCGAGUUCCUCCGUGAAUGCGACCACCAAAAUGUCGUCGCGUUCUACGGAGCGUACUACAAGGACGGCGCGUUAUGGAUCGCAAUGGAAUAUUGCGGUGGCGGGUCUGUCGGGGACAUUUCCCGGCAACGGCGGCUGUGCGAGCAGGAGAUUUCAGUCAUUAUGCGCGGGGCGUUGGAAGGACUUGCACAUUUGCACUCAAAGAAAAAGAUCCACCGCGAUGUCAAAGGCGGAAAUAUUCUCCUCACCACCGACGGCAACGUCAAAAUUGCCGACUUUGGCGUAUCAGCGCAGCUUCGCGACACAUUAUCUCGACGGGGCACGUUCGUGGGCACACCUUACUGGAUGAGCCCCGAGAUGAUCCAAGACAGCAAUUACGACUACAAGGCGGACAUAUGGUCACUCGGCAUUACCGCAAUCGAACUAGCCGACCAGCGACCUCCUCUCUUUGACGAGCACCCGAUGCGAGUGCUGAUUCAAAUUCCACGCAACCCGCCGCCACGACUCAAGCAGCCCCAAGACUGGUCGGCGAAUUUUUCGCACUUUGUGCAAUAUUGUCUCACCAAGUCGCCCGCCGAUCGUCCGACGGCUGUGGCGUGUCUUGCCCAUCCGUUUAUCAUGUGCUGGCGCGAUAUUCCUCGCGUCGUGCCUGGAGGCGGCGGGGUCUUACAUCGAACGAAAAGCAAUUUACAUGAAGGCCCAGAACAACCACUCCCAAUACUCCCUGCAGUCCCUCCGUCGUCGAUGCCAACCAUUCCCGAGUCAGACCAGUCGAACGCAUCAACACUAGAUGACUUGAUCACUGCCGCUCAGACCAUCUCCGACGACGAGCUCGACGACAACGCGCCAUUGGACGCGUCCGAAGUUCUCGGAGCGGACUGCCACGAGGCAUCCAGGUCGUCGUCGAGCGACGUGUCGGACGUCGUCCUUGAUCGGUUGCUUGCGAUGGUGCCACCCGAUGCCCUCGUAGACGAUGAAAGCGUGCUCUUAGAAGCGUCUUCGAGCGCCGUGAGUGAGAUCGACGUAAUGGACGAUCUCAUCUCGAUGGCUCGAACGUCGUCGAUGGAACCAGGAGACCAUGUCCUCGACAACCUCGACGACGACAACGAUACUGCAGAAGUUCCACAAGAAAUCACUCCCACCAACUCCAACAACACCAGCACGAACCAACUACUGGCCGCGAAUGCAUCAUUCUCCUGCGACAGACAGCCAUCAAACGAGGAAUUCGGAGAGGAGACCGAGGAAUUCGGGGAGGAGACGUCUCCCGGCACAAAACAAGCCGAACUUCACGAUGGAGAGAAGGCUGACAACGCCCUGGUGCAGCCCAACGAUGAUGCGUGUGCUGAAGCGGUGGACCAGCCACCAUGUCCAAUCGACCAAGCGCUGCCUUCAUGCCCACCUCAUGAUGCCCCAUCUCCAGAUGGCGCACCUGCAGACGAUGAGCAGCCUGCACCUUCGUCGUCGGACAAAGUUGAACAGCAUCCAAACUCACCAAAUUCAUCUGACAGUGACUUGGACGACGACGACGGUCUACCCCCGACGAGUGAGCUUCCACCGCAACCAGAAAUCGAGCCGAUACUACAAGUGGAGAUCAAGCCAUUCGUUGGUGGUGUCGCUGACAUCGCCUCCAGCGCCGUCAAGGAAGGCGGGUCGCCCCCUCCAUCGCCCACACACUCUGCUCCGACAACCUUUGUCGGGACUCCUUUCCGCGUUGCCCAUGACGUGUGUGUACGUUACAACACGUACGAUGCGAAGUAUGAAGGCGUGCCAGCGUCGUUCGGCCAGCUUCACAAACACUUUGGCAUCCCGUUGGCACAGAUGCGAUGUAGCACCAAGCACCCGGACGACCUCGUCCCCGCGCUGCUUCGAAUGCUGCGACGAGAGCUGGGGGAAUCUGGAGUCACAGCCAAGUACAUCUACCGGUCGUCGCCGGACCACGGGCAAAUCCAAGCCGCGAAACUCGCGCUGAAUGCAGGGAUGUUCGAUGGCUCUGCAAAGCGCAAUGAUCCGUACUUACUGUCGAGCUUGAUCAAGUGUUGGUUUCGAGAGCUCCCCGAGCCAUUGUUGGCACCGUGUUGCAAGUCGAAUGCUGCCGUCACGGCGGUGACGUCCCUCGUGAUGAAAGAAGCCGGCAGCACCGACGUGAGUCUGCGAUGCGACUUUAAUACCCUCGACGCUGCCAUACGAAAAUUCUUGUCGCCGCUGUCGAACCAGGCGCGGCAAAUCUUCGAGUGGCUCGUCGAGCACUGGUGCGAAGUCGUGGACAAGCACACACUAAACAUGAUGAGCUCACACAGCCUGGCAAUCGUUUGGGUGCCCAACUUGAUCACCAUGUCGACGACGUCGACUCAAGAAGCGAGCCGUGUGUCCAACCAAGUCGCCAUGAUUCUGCAAGUGUGCAUCCUGUGGCGGCAACAAAUCCUCCAGGCAAAUGCUGCUUUGGUUGCAGCGAAGAAACAGCCCAGCGUGCUUGCCCUCGCCAUAGACCCGACGCCUCCAUCCCCCCUUGAACAGGCGGCACCUCCCAAGGCACUCAUGCCGCUGUAUGUGGACGGCAAGCUCUUCCACGCGCGAACUUCCCUUGUCCGUACCCUCGCGCUCGAGAUGGACCGCAUGAGUCGGGAGAAGUGGUCCUUUGUCGAAUGCCAGCGUCAUGUGCUCAACCUAUUGCGCUUGCACGCACGGACUCGACAAGAGCGCGAGUUUGCCGACAAGUUGCUCCAGAACCCAGCAACGAAACCUUCGACACAGCCCGCGACCCUCCACGACUGCGCGCGGUGGAUUGAUAUCGCCAUGGACGCAGUGGCGUUUGCCGAGUUCCAAGCACAACAGCGCGACGUCGCGAACCAGCUCAACCAGCUGUUGUUGCAGUAUCCCCAGUUGACGCUCAUGCCGUACCUGGCAACGUCCCGUCCUCUGGUGGUCCCGUCGGUCACAAACCUCCCAUAGCAUCCACCACGGAUACGGACAUUGCCGAGCGACACAGUCGUCGCAAGUAAAUUGAACAUGUUGAAUGCAAUCACAAAUUCCAUCGAGC
Molecule: messenger RNA, 3250 nt
Organism: Aphanomyces invadans
Lineage: Eukaryota; Oomycota; Saprolegniomycetes; Saprolegniales; Verrucalvaceae
Product: STE/STE20/MST protein kinase
Exons: 4
Coding region: 1-3162 (1053 amino acids)
Biological process (GO): protein phosphorylation; intracellular signal transduction; regulation of MAPK cascade
Cellular component (GO): cytoplasm
Molecular function (GO): ATP binding; protein serine/threonine kinase activity
Source: RefSeq, a predicted model, not a curated record